Molecule: messenger RNA, 538 nt
Organism: Synchiropus splendidus (mandarinfish)
Lineage: Eukaryota; Metazoa; Chordata; Actinopteri; Syngnathiformes; Callionymidae
Gene: npy
Product: neuropeptide Y
Exons: 4
Coding region: 44-343 (99 amino acids)
Biological process (GO): neuropeptide signaling pathway; feeding behavior
Cellular component (GO): extracellular region
Molecular function (GO): neuropeptide Y receptor binding; neuropeptide hormone activity
Source: RefSeq, a predicted model, not a curated record
ACCUCCACGACCAGUAGACAUCUCCCCAACCUGCGCUGGAGUCAUGCACCCGAACUUGGUGAGUUGGCUGGGGGCUCUCGGGUUCCUGAUGUGGGCUCUGCUAUGCCUGGGCACGCUGACGGAGGGGUACCCCAUGAAACCGGAGAACCCAGGGGAGGACGCACCAGCGGAGGAGCUGGCAAAGUACUACUCAGCCCUGAGACACUACAUCAACCUGAUCACAAGACAGAGGUAUGGCAAGAGGUCAAGUCCUGAGAUUCUGGACUCGCUGGUCUCAGAGCUGCUGCUGAAGGAGAGCACAGAUGCUCUUCCACAGUCAAGAUAUGAUCCGUCACUGUGGUGAUGGUGCCACUGCUGCGUCCACAUGAUCCCUGACUGUCUGUGUGUCAUUGUGUGUCUGACCCCCUCCUCAGUGUCCAUCAGCUCCAGACAUGCUGAUCUGUGCCAUAUAGAAAUGUAAAUAUUCUAAUCUGACAGUAUAGACGAUUCACGCAAGAGGGGGAGGGGCACGUUGAUUGUAUUGUAUAGUGCAAAUAAA